Molecule: messenger RNA, 843 nt
Organism: Aegilops tauschii subsp. strangulata
Lineage: Eukaryota; Viridiplantae; Streptophyta; Magnoliopsida; Poales; Poaceae
Source: RefSeq, a predicted model, not a curated record
AUGCCACUGGACCCCGCCGUCGCCGGGCCUUCCCCGCCGGAUCUCACCUCCUCGCCUUUUUCCCCGUCGGAUCGCUCGAGCCCGGAGCCGCUCGACCCCCCUGCGAACCAUCGCUGGACGCCGCCCCCGCGGUCCUCUCCGUCACCGUCGCUCCCCGUCCCCGUCGCCGAUGCCACCUCGCCGGACUGCUUCUCCUGCGUCGCCGUCGUCCCCGACCCCCUCCACGAGCGCCGCUGCCCCGUCCAUACAAAUCUCGACCCCGUCGCCCCUGGUGCCCGUCGCCACCACCGCUCCGCCAUCGCCAAGACGCCUCCGAUGCCACUGGACCCCGCCGUCGCCGGGCCUUCCCCGCCGGAUCUCACCUCCUCGCCUUUUUCCCCGUCGGAUCGCUCGAGCCCGGAGCCGCUCGACCCCUCUGCGAACCAUCGCUGGACGCCGCCCCCGCGGUCCUCUCCGUCACCGUCGCUCCCCGUCCCCGUCGACGAUGCCACCUCGCCGGACUGCUUCUCUUGCGUCGCCGUCGUCCCCGACCCCCUCCACGAGCGCCGCUGCCCCCUGUGCUCGUCGCCCCUCGUGCGCGCCUACGGCCGCGCGCACGCUCGCGCAUGCCUUGCCGUGGCCACCCGCACCGCGGCCUUGUUCGGCCGCCCCCCUGUGCCCGCGACGGCGCCCCGCCACGCCGCUGCUCCGGCCUCGGCCACGGGCCACGCGCCGACCCCUUCCUUCCCCCCUCCCCUGCUAGCCGCAUCGGGCGCCGGCGCCCACGCGCCCGCUCCGGCCCCGUUCCGGCCUCGCCGUGCCCUGGCUUCGCCCAGUGGCCGCGUGCGCUCGGCACAGCCGUAG